GCGGCGAGCGCGGCCGCAGCUUCCAGGCGCCGGUUGGGACGCGGGGGCCGAGGCGCAGGCGGGACGCAAUGGCUGCGUGGGGCGAGCGGCUGGCCGGCGUGCGCGGGGUGCUGCUCGACAUCUCAGGCGUGCUGUACGACGGCGGUGAGGGCGGCGGUGCGCCGAUUGUAGGCUCUGUGGAGGCCCUGGCGAGACUGAAGCGGUCCCAGCUGAAGGUGAGGUUCUGCACCAACGAGUCGCAGAAGUCCCGGGGAGACCUGGUGGCGAUGCUUCGGCGUCUGGGCUUCGACAUCUCAGAGGACGAGGUGACCGCCCCGGCGCCUGCCACCUGCCUGAUCCUGAAGGAGCGAGGCCUGCGGCCACACCUGCUCAUCCACGACGGAGUCCGCUCGGAAUUUGAUCAGAUCGACACGUCCAAUCCAAACUGUGUCGUAAUUGCAGAUGCAGGAGAAGGCUUUUCUUAUCAAAACAUGAAUAAAGCUUUCCAGGUGCUCAUGGAGCUGGAGAAUCCUGUGCUCUUCUCACUGGGAAAAGGACGCUACUACAAGGAGACCUCUGGCCUGAUGCUGGACGUUGGUCCCUACAUGAAGGCGCUUGAGUAUGCCUGUGGUAUCGAAGCUGAGGUGGUGGGGAAACCUUCCCCUGAGUUUUUCAAGUCUGCUCUGCGGGAGAUGAGGGUGGAAGCCCACCAGGCCAUCAUGAUCGGGGACGACAUCGUGGGUGACAUCAGCGGUGCCCAGCGGUGUGGGAUGAGAGCGCUGCAGGUGCGGACCGGGAAGUUCAGGCCCAGUGACGAGCACCACCCGGAAAUAAAGGCUGAUGGGUAUGUGGACAACCUGGCGGAGGCUGUGGACCUGCUGCUGCAGCACGCGGACAAGUGACAGGCUUUCUGGGAGGGCCCCUAGCCUCCUGCCGCCCUCUCCUGUGCCCACACCAUCCGAGGCACUGCCCCCUGGCCUGGACGGGCAAGCGAGAGGGUGCCAGCCAAGCAGUUCUGGGCUGCCCUGCCCCUGAGCCACCAGCCCCUCCUCCGUCUCCUUCUGCCGACCCCCCUUCCCUCCUCCUCUCCGGGCACACCUCCCAGCCUCCUGGGUGAAGUUUGAUCCCCACCUGCUGGCCCAGCCCCUCCCUGUGCUUCCCUAGUGGAAGUCAAGAGGUGGGGCACAGCUGUCGAAUCCCCAAACCCAUUCUCUCUCCAGUCGGCCAGACCUUUCAAUGCGCUACCGAAUCGGACUCUGGCGUUUGCCCCCUGCCUCUUUUCAAACAGCCCUUGAAUUUUAGGGAGGCGCCUGGAGAAAGCGGGGACUCCCAAGCAGAGUCCUUGCGGCCAGAGCCGAGCCAGCCUCCCCGGGACUGCCCAGCGGCCCCUGCCCUCACCUGGUGUCAGAGGGACCGCUCAGCACUCCCCACGAACCCCCCAAACAAUGCAGCCCGCCAUUUCUAUCCCAAGUCACCUCUGGAACCCAAAUGGAGCGGCUCCCAGGGGCACUUUAAAGACUGCCGUCCUUCGAGCAAGAAUUGUAAGCUCUGGAAUCCAGGUGGCAGGUGGAGGGUACCUUCUGGAGCCUGAACUCGAUAGACUUGAAUGUGUCACACCCAGGAAACUAACGGUUAAAUCAACUCUCUGCCCUGA
Messenger RNA from Lagenorhynchus albirostris (white-beaked dolphin), 1633 nucleotides. It is a transcript of the gene LHPP, whose product is annotated as phospholysine phosphohistidine inorganic pyrophosphate phosphatase. The record is from RefSeq and is a predicted model, not a curated record. Lineage: Eukaryota; Metazoa; Chordata; Mammalia; Artiodactyla; Delphinidae. Gene Ontology annotation, biological process: dephosphorylation. Gene Ontology annotation, cellular component: cytosol. Gene Ontology annotation, molecular function: inorganic diphosphate phosphatase activity; phosphatase activity. Bases 69 to 881 code for a protein of 270 amino acids. The transcript is spliced from 7 exons.